Molecule: messenger RNA, 7860 nt
Organism: Mercenaria mercenaria
Lineage: Eukaryota; Metazoa; Mollusca; Bivalvia; Venerida; Veneridae
Product: protein dispatched homolog 1-like
Exons: 7
Coding region: 616-3849 (1077 amino acids)
Cellular component (GO): membrane
Source: RefSeq, a predicted model, not a curated record
UGGUAGUAAAGAUGAAGACAGAGUGUAGACUUGCUUUGGACAUUCCCGUGUGAAUAUUACUUGUAAAGAUUUAGACAUUUUGCAACAUGAUGUGCUUAGAGAAACUACAAGAAAACAUAAGAACAAGAUUCAAGUCCAAGUACUGAAACUACAGGUUAUCAUUGUCUGCACUGUUUGCAGUCAGUAAAUUUUCAGUGAACACCCCUUUGAUAAACAAGUGGUACUGCCCAAAUUGAAAGAUGGACCAGUGCAUUUUAGAAAUUUAGCCAGGAUGUUGACAGUGUGAAUGUUAUGCCAGCAAACAGAACACCUCCUGAUUUUAGUUUUUGAAAAGGACAGUAUGGAUUGAUGGUGAAAUAUGGAGAUUUUCUCUGUGUCAGUAGAUAAUUAAACACUGACUGUGUUACUGUAGUGGAAGCUGACACUUUCUAACUGGAAAUUGUUUCCUAUUUGCAUAGGAGUGUUGGCAUCUGGUUUGAAAUUGAUCCAUUCCGAUUGAUAGAAACUCGGAGAACUGCGAAAACAAGUGGGCAGGAAUUUGUCUAGAUUUCUGGUCGGAUGAGUGGUACAAUAAGAUGUUGUGAAAUAUGGAAUGAUUGAGAGAAAACAACAAAAAUGUGGUGCUAUGCUCGAAUAUUAGCCCAUUACCCCUAUGUGGUGCUGAUUGCUGUACUAGUUGUGUCAGUGACCUGCUUGAUUGUCACAGUAACCAUUGGCGACAGACCAAACUUUGAGGAACCAAUGGCAGGAUUUGAGCCACGUGGUACUGAAAUCAGUAAUCGACUUACAGCGUACAAGAACCUGGUAGAUGACCCAGAUUUGUCACCCAUACCACAAGAUCAGGAAGCAGUCAUCCAACAGCCUGGUAACAAGCUGCUCUUCCUUGAAACUGCCUACCUAAAAAGUAAUGCCACAUCACCCAUUUACAGAUUUAAACGAGCAAGACGGAAAAGACUGAAGCCUUUCUUCUGUGAUGUCCCAGAUGGACGCUGGGUGAAGGUUGUGUACACAAGCGUUGUGAAGGAUGAUUUGUUUACUUUAACUAAUAUCAAAGACAUGUGCACUUUAGAAGAGAAAUUCAUAACAUCAAAAACCAUCUACAAACGUAACUGUCUUCGGCAAGCUGAUAACUCACAAUGCUGCCGAACUUUAUCGCUCGGCAAUUACAUUGCACUGCUCAUGAAAAAAUCCAGUUGCUCAAACAUAACAGAAGAUGAUGUUAAAAAUGUGAAAAAUUUGAUACAGUCUUGUGUCGGAUUUUACCAUAACUUUUCUCUCAGUGAUAGCUGUGAUACCAGACAUUCGCCAUUUGGAGAAAAAAUUGGCUGCAGAGAUAAGAAAAUUCCGCAACAUUGUAAGGAUUAUAAUGCCGUGUACAAUGUUAUGCAUUUCAUAUCUGACCGCUCAUUCCAAAGAACGGACCGAAAAUUAAGUUACGCUUUAUCAUUCUUGCCAGUGUCAUUCCAGAGGGCGGCCACUUCUCAGAAGUUGGAUGAUGCCAUUAACCUCUAUCUCGAUAUUGAAUCAAACUUGGACCAUGUAGGAAAUAUAGCAUUAGUUGCUGCAGACUUUGGUAUUAAAGAUCAUCUGUUUCACCAUUAUUUAACCAAAGAUAGCAAAUGGAUCACUGUUAGUGGAGUUUUUAUAUUUUUUGUUAUUUGGAUAUUUACCGGGUCUAUUUUUAUAACUGUUAUGACUUUUCUUUCUAUGUUCUGGUCUUUAGAACUCUCAUAUUUUUUAUAUGUUUUUGUUUUUGAAAUCAAAUUUUUUCCAUAUAUGAAUCUUGUUACAGUUUUACUAGUUAUCGCCAUUGGUGCAGAUGAUGUUUUUGUAUAUUCAAAAAUUUGGCAUCUUGCCAAAAAGGAAAGAAAUAAUGGUACUUUGGAAAAAUUAGUUUCAGACACAUUAAGACAUGCUUCUUUGUCAAUGGUUGUGACCAGUCUCACAACAGCAGGUGCUUUGUUUUCAAAUAUCAUCAGUCCGAUAACAUCGAUCAAGUGUUUCAGUAUCUAUGCAGGAACUACAGUACUGUGUAAUCUUGUUGUCAUGGUGACAUGGACACCGGCAGCCAUUGUUGCCGAAGAGAAAUGGUGCAAUUUUUGCUUCAUCAAUAGUCCCAGAAUUUACAAUAAACUGCACGAGUAUUACCGUUGCUUCUUUGAAAAGCUGCUGCCAAAGUUUAUUUUGUAUCUUAGAUAUUUAUGGAUAGUUUUACUUAGUGCUUUAGGUAUUAUAGGUGGUAUUUUAGUAUUUCAUAAUCCAAAGUUACGUUUACCUACCUCAUUUCAUUUUCAAAUGUUUAGAGACAAUCACCUGAUGGAAAUGUAUGAUCAAGACCUACGUGAAAAUUUCUGGUUUGAAAAAGCUGUUGGAGAUCAAAAGCCACUUAUGCCAUUAACCAUAGUAUGGGGAGUGGAAAAUAUUGAUAACGGUGAUAAACUAAACCCGUAUGAUAAAGGAACUGUACAGUUUGAUCCUAGUUUCAAUCCCAGCACCCCGCAGUCACAGAUGUGGUUACGUCAUUUUUGUUCAAGUUUGCGUGAAGCUGGAUUUUAUAAAAAAGUGACUCCUUUUGAAGUCUCAAACUGUUUUAUUGAACAUUUUAUACAUUUUAUGAAAUCACCAUGUACAAAAGGAGAAUUUAUUUGUUGCAGAAAGUCAUUUCCAUAUAAAGAAGAUAUUUUUAACGCAUGUGUAAAGAAAUACAUUCCUAAAGUGAUGGAUCAAGAACUAUAUUUUGUAGAUAAAUUUUCUCCGGGACUGAAGUUUCGAAGGGGUAAGAUCUCAGCAUUGGUUGUACAGUUUUCAUCAAACUUGACAUUUACAUAUGAUUACGAGGUUGUAGACGCAUUUUUUAAGGGUGUUAAUAAGUGGGUGCAUGAACAACUCAAGACAGCACCAAAUGAAAUGAGGAAAGGAUGGUUUACAAGUGAACUAAAAUUUUUCAGCAUUCAGAAAAGUCUAGUAGAAGGUCUACCAGUAGCAUUUGGAAUUUCCAUCCUUGUAGCCACAGCAGUAACAUUUUUCACGUCUCUUAAUGUUCUUAUCACGCUUUACGCCAUGGUGACAAUAUCAUUUACUAUGUUAGUUAUUGUUGCAUCAAUCGUGUUACUCAACUGGGAGUUAAAUAUUCUCGAGUCAGUGAUCAUAACUGUAGCUGUAGGAUUAUCUAUAGACUACACAUUGCAUUAUGGCGUAGCAUACCGUCUUGCCCCAGAUUUAGACCGCCAGAAUAGAGCUUACUUCUCAUUUAUACGUGUUGGUAGUAUAAUUUUUGUUGCGGCACUUUCAACAUUUCUAGCGGGUUUGUUUAUGCUUCCCUCAGUAACAUUAGUUUAUCAGAAAUUUGGAAUAUUUCUAGUGUUAGUAAUAUCUUUAAGCUGGAUUUACUCCACUUUAUUUUUUCAAUCUUUGCUCAAUGUGAUUGGCCCGCAGGGUGGAUUUGGACAAUUUCAUUGGCCAUCACUCGAAUGUUGCUCAAUGUCCACUCAAAGUCACAUUGAUAGAACCGUGUACACCAUGUCAGAAUCAACCAUGUCCACUUCAAGUUCGAGCUAUCCCUACCACCCUAGUAUAGACACAAAUGCCACUGAGCACGAUUACCUCCCUGAAAGGUCAGAUUCUCAUCCUGGAACGCCAUAUUACCGUACUAGACCAGGACGAUAUUACUCGAGACCAAAAAGUGAAAGUGUAAGUCCAGAUAAUCACUCUGAGCGGAGACUGCUGAGCAGUGAUGAUAAAAGCAGUACCGCUGAAAGAAAUAGCGGCACUGAGAAUGGAUGCCGCAUUGCUGUGGAAAUACAUGGCAAUUUACAUUGUGAUUCUGAUAAACAAAGCACAGAAGUUUAACAAAGAUAGUAGUUUUAGAGAAUUUUUUUUAUCUGACGGCCAUAUUGAUCAUUGUCAGGUGUGUAAAAGAUACUUUGUUCGAUUACAGAGGAUUUGAUACAGACACCUCUGAAACAAGUUACUGUCAAUUAGGUGUUGUGACAUUCCAGAUUUUUUGGGUUUUUUUUGCAUCCCCGACUUAAAAACUAUUUAUGAAUUUUAUUAUGGAACAUGUGCAACAUUGUUUUAUACUUCUAUUUAUUGAGUAGUAGGAGACAUAGUUUUAUUUACAGUUACUGCCCUUGAAUUAAUUAAAAUCUUGAAAAUUGAGUGUCUGCUCACUAACUUGAGAACUAGAAGUUCUUAUCCAUUGUUCACCAAACUUUGUCACAAAAUAUCUAGGCGAAGUCCCAUAAUCAUCUUGAUUGUUCCAUUCAUUCUUGAGUGAUGACCCUUACUUUGAAUAGCAAAACUUGACAGUGUCCAUUUAAUAACUUGAUUACCAGCUAGUUUGGAUAAAUAUCUCCAGAGUUGUAGCCCCUGAAUAAAGCAGAAUUAAGGAAAUUGACAACAGCUGGUUAUGUAGAGUGUUUUAAAAGUCAAGGGCAUAUAUUGUGACAGACUGGCUUUCUUGUAUUAAGUUGAUAAACAUCAGUCUGAAGGAAUUAUUAUGUAAAUGGCAUAACUUAAAAAUGGCAAAUCAUAUUCAUUCUAAUGAUACAUAAACAUGACACUCUGAAACAGGUAUGGGCACUUUAUGUUUUAAUUUUAGAGGUUUUAGUGCAAUUAUUUAGACUGUUUUCUUUGAGAAGUUUAUUUUUAUAAGGUGCUUAAGACAAGGUUUUGGAUAAGUUUUGUUAUACUGUACACAAGAUAUUUAAGGUUGCUUUAUGUAUUUUUAUGUCUCAGAAUCCUGUAUUGUACAAAUAGGGAGCUUUUUGGAGAGAAAAAAAGCCUUAAAAUAAACUGAACAUUUUUGUACUUUUUAUGCCCCCGAAGGGAGGCAUAUAGUUUUUGAACCGUCUGUCGGUCUGUCAGUCUGUCCGCAAUUUUCGUGUCCGGUCCAUAUCUUUGUCAUCGAUGGAUGGAUUUUCAAAUAACUUGGCAUGAAUGUGUACCACAGUAAGACGACGUGUCGCGCGCAAGACCCAGGACCAUAGCUCAAAGGUCAAGGUCACACUUAGACAUUAAAGGAUAGUGCAUUGAUAGGCGUGUCCGGUCCAUAUCUUUGUCAUCGAUGGAUGGAUUUUCAAAUAACUUGGCAUGAAUGUGUACCAUAGUAAGACGACGUGUCGCGCGCAAGACCCAGGUCUGUAGCUCAAAGGUCAAGGUCACACUUAGACAUUAAAGGAUAGUGCAUUGAUGGGCGUGUCCAGUCCAUAUCUUUGUCAUCGAUGGAUAGAUUUUCAAAUAACUUGGCAUGAAUGUGUACCACAGUAAGACGACGUGUCGCGCGCAAGACCCAGGUCCGUAGCUCAAAGGUCAAGGUCACACUUAGACUUUAAAGGAUAGUGCAUUGAUGGGCGUGUCCGGUCCAUAUCUUUGUCAACCUUGGAUGGAUUUUCAAAUAACUUGGCAUGAAUGUGUACCACAGUAAGACGACGUGUCGCGCGCAAGACCCAGGUCCGUAGCUCAAAGGUCAAGGUCACACUUAGACGUUAAAGGUCAUUUUUCAUGAUAGUGCAUUGAUGGGCGUGUCCGGUCCAUAUCUUUGUCAUUCAUGCAUGGAUUUUAAAAUAACUACGCAUGAAUGUGUGACACAGUAAGACGACGUGUCGCGCGCAAGACCCAGCUCCGUAGGUCAAAGGUCCUAAACUCUAACAUCGGCCAUAACUACUCAUUCAAAGUGCCAUCGGGGGCAUGUGUCAUCCUAUGGAGACAGCUCUUGUUCUUUUUUGAAGUUUUUUACACAACCAAUUAAGUAUGAAAGUAUGUAUAUAUGUUUAAUUGCAUAAAGUAUAUUUCACAAGGUGUCAAAGAAUACUUAUUUCAUCUUUCUGUAAGCAGUCUGAUUUAUUAAAAUGUUCUGUUCUGUUUUCAGAGGAACUUUACCCACUUGCUUUUCAUGUUUGGAUGUUAUAUGUUACUUGUUUGCAUUUGUUGAUAAAUUACUUCAGCAAAAUUGAUCUAGUGUUUGAGGACAUCAAAUGCAGUCACUAUAUAGGUUUAAGAUCAACAUGUAUAGAUGUAUUACUUAUACAGUGACAGAGUAAGGAAAUCUGUAUCUGUAUUGUAGUACAAAUAAGGGAGAUCUGUAUUGUAGUACGAAGUAAGGGAGGUCUAUAUGGCAGUACAAUGCAAGAGAGAUCUGUACUGCAGUACAGAAUAAGGGAGAUCUGUAUGGCAAUACAAAGUAAGGGAGAUAUAUAAGGCAUUACAAAGUUAGGGAGAUCUGUAAGGCAUUACAAAGUCAGGGAGAGCUUUAUGGCAGUACAAAGUAAGGGAGAUUUAUAAGGCAUUAGAAAGUUAGGGAGAUAUGUAUGGCAGUACAAAGUUAGGGAGAUCUUUAAGGCAUUAGAAAGUUAAGGAGAUAUGUAUAUCAUUACAAAGUUAGGGAGAUCAGUAAGGUAUUACAAAGUUAGGGAGAUCUGUAUGGCAGUACAAAGGAAGGGAGAUCAGUAAGGCAUUACAAAGUUAGGGAGGUAUGUAUGGCAUUACAAAGUUAGGGAGAUUUGUAUUGCAUAACAAAGUUAGGGAGAUUUGUAUCACAUUACAAAGUAAGCAGUAAUUUUCAAAUGAAGGUAAUUUUCCAUCUCUUACAAUUCAGGUUUGAACCUUGAUGUUGAUUAAUUUUAUCUACUUGUGUUUUUAUAAAUACUUUAUAGGCAUUGACCUCCAGGUCAUACAACAAAAAAAAUCUUUUUAGAUGUAAGAAAAUUACUGGUAUAAUUCUUAAGAAAGCUUUGAAACUACUUAACUGACAGAUUAUAUUUGAUGGAAACACAUAAGAAUUAGUUGUUUUUACUAUUUUUCCCAUUAAAAAUUGAAAAGCUGUUACAGGGUAAUUUUACAACCAUUAAGUGCAUAUUCCUCCAUGGUGUAUUGGUCAAGACUACUGAAAUUUAUUGUCGUGGCAACCACUGGAUUCAAUUCCAGAUUAUUUUUUUAUUUGGCAUUUUUAAGACAUCUCAUAUUCUAACGUUCAUAAUAUGACCAAACUUCAGUUUUAAAGAAGGAUCAUUUUUAGCCAAAAUCUUGAGGUCAUUGCCUUUAAUAUUUGAUAUUGUAUACAUUUGAUUUUAAUACUCUUCCUACAUUGUAUUAUGUCUGGAUAUUUUAAUACUUCAGGUGACAUAAAAUGUUUUAUGAAAUUUUAUUCACUAAAAUGUCCAAAAAUUUGUAUGUUGUUUAAUAUGUUUAGGAAGUAUAUAAACAUAUACAUUUUUGGAAAGCUCCUUUAUAUCUAUGAACUGUUUAAAUAAAAACAAGAGUUUCUGUGAUCAGUUUUAUUUCAUCUCGUUAGUUUCCAGAAAUUCAUCUGUUCAAAAUCCCUAAAAUAUUGAAUUUUACUUUUUAUCACAGAAAUGGAGAGGCAAAAUAAAUGCAUUCAUGUCAGUCAUAGUACUAUAGAAACAUGUUUAUUAUUCAAAACUUACAUUCUACUGUAAAUGCCUGUUGCAUUGUCAAGCUAUUUGUAUAAGAUUUCAGUGUAUUAUCAGGGGUUUCAUUAAAUUAUCACAGAAGAAGGUGGAAGGCAAAGUAGAGAAGGGUGGGGUUUCUUAUGUUCUCAACUUUUCCUACAGGACAAGUUGCUAGGGCUUCAAACCACUAUAGCAGGGUUAAAUCAUCUCCCAGGUCCCUUAAUGAAACCCCAGCUUAUUUUGUUGAAGUUAACCAAUAAUUGAGAUUCUUAAGAUUGGUCAUAAAUCUCUGUUUUCACUUUUUAUAGAUCAUUUUCAGAUGUUGGCCAAAGGAGUUUACAUGUAUAUGUGUAUUUUACUGUAGAUUAUCCACAUUUAUGAGAUUUACUGUGUUAUGAUUCACAAUUGAUGAUUGUUAAUUUAUAAAUAAAUGAUGGAAUGUUAUACAAAA